Molecule: messenger RNA, 2845 nt
Organism: Anolis sagrei ordinatus
Lineage: Eukaryota; Metazoa; Chordata; Lepidosauria; Squamata; Anolidae
Source: RefSeq, a predicted model, not a curated record
GGGCAUGCCGGGACUUGUAGUCCGACCGGGACUGGAGAGAUUGCCGCGGCCAUGAAGAGGGUCAGCGGCCUCCUGGGGGCCUCCGGGGAGGAGCCCUUGGGGCCCGAGGCUUUGGAGACGGAGGGCGAGCGGCAGUUGCGGAGCCUCCUGCGCCUCCAACUGGACCCCUCGGCCUCCCUGGAGAGGUGCCUCUCGCAGCGCUCCCGCUUUGCCCCAGCCGCCCUCUUUGAGCCUUCCUUUGGGGAGGAGGCUGCCGGGGCCCACAGCCUGAGCCACUUCCAGGUGCUGCAGCAGCGCAGCCGGGAGGAAGACGCCCUCCGGGACUUGGGCCUCUCUGAUGCUGAGCGGCGCCUCUGGAGGAGGAACCAGGACGGAGAGGAGCAGGAGGAGCAGAGCCCUGGUCUGGGGGCGGCCCCAGAAGCUCGUCAGGACCGGCUCCGUGUCAUCCAGGAGAAGAUUGCCGAGCGCCAGCGCAUCCUUGCCUUGCCCCAGCGCUUUGCAGGCAGCAAGCCUCUCAGCCGCCGGGAGAUGGAAAUUGAGCGCUCCCUCUUCCAGGGCACCGACCGGCACACCUUCCUCCGGGGACUCUACCACCAAGGUGAGGCUGCGCAGAAGGAUUCCUCUGUGACGGAAGGUCCCGCAGCUCGCCUGGAGACGCUCUACCGGGAGGUUCUGGCCCCAGCGACUCCGAGGGAGCCCCUCCCGCCCUCCCCCACACAGGACCCAGGCCCAGCCCCACUUCCAGAACCGGUGACCCUGGUCACACGCCCGGUGACGUUCAUCCCGGAAGAGGAGAUCCACCAGAGCCGCCUCUCGGUGGAAGAGAUCCGCCAGAUCCCCCGGUUUGCGUCGUAUGACCCUGGAGAACCGAGCCAGGUGCUGUACCUGAAGAACCUCAGUCGGCAGGUGACGGUGGAGGACCUCAUGUCGAUCUUUGCCAGGUUCCAGGAGAAGGAGGGCCCCCAAAUCCGGUUCCGCCUCCUGAGCGGACGCAUGCGGGGCCAGGCCUUCCUCACAUUCCCAAGCGUCUCAGCGGCCCAGGCGGCCCUGCAGCUGGCCAAUGGGUACCACUUGCUGGGGAAACCCCUCGUCAUUGAGUUUGGGAAGAGUAAAGGGUGGCCGGAGCCCACACCGAGUCCUGGGACACCUGACCCACCCCUGAAGAGCAAAACAUGACCGGUCUGGAUGUGGCAGAGAGCAUUGGAGGGCACAGAAUGGACAGCACCAUUGUAUCCAGAGAUGGAGUUGUUUUCUCAAGAGGAGGACCCCAAAGUGGGGCAGCUCUCUUACUAGAUGUUGCUGUUCCCACUAACUCCAUUGUGGCAUUUUUAGAUGGGUCUCCUGUUCUUCUUGCUGAGGAGGGACAUGGUCUUGGGCCCAGUAGCUGCUUCACUCAGUUGCCGCUCUGCCUGAAGCAGCAAUGGCAAGGCAGCCAAGAACUGAACUGAUCCUUUCCUUUGCCUGGUUUGCUACUGGGAAAGAACGAAUCCCAUGCUGCGGUAGCUCCAUUGGCUGCUGGUCUGCUUUUGGGCUAAGUACAAUGUGCUGGUUGUUACCUUUAAAGCUCCUAAAGUCCUCAGGCCCAGGCUAUUUGGCAAACUGUAUCUCCCAAUACAAACUAGCUCAGACUCUGUAGUCAGCAGAGGAGACCCUGCUCUCAGUCUUGUCUCAAGCACGGCUGGUGGGAACGAGUGAAAGGGCCUUCUCCGUGGUUGCCCCCCCCCCCACCUCUGGAACUCCCUCCCUAAGGAACUAAAGAUGGCCCCUUCCCUCCUCGCCUUUAAGAAACAGCUGAAGAUAUACUUCUGUUCACCGGCCAACGAGGAGGAGGAGGAGGAAUAGAUAAUGACACUGCUAUUAUACCUCUGAGUAACAUCUGCAAUCCGUACUUGGGUCUUUUCUGCCUUGCUAGCUCAGUUGACAUCUUGAGCAAUGAUUAAUUUAUAUGCCCCCAAGGAACUCUGUUGACUCUGGGAAAUUGACACUUCUGUUUUUACAUUUACAUUUUACAUUUCUGUUUUUAUGCUUGUUUUAUGUCCAAUAUAAUAGGUUGUGUUUAAAUUUUAUUCUAAUUUGCUAAGUUAUAAUUUGUUUUUAUAUGCUGUGGAGUUUAAUUUUCGUUAUUGUGUGUCAAAGGCAUUGAAUGUUUGCCUUUUUUGUGUGAUUAGAAUCCACCCAGAAUCCCUUCAGGGAGAUAGGGCGGAAUAUAAAUAAAGAUUAUUAUUAUUAUUAUUAUUAUUAUUAUUAUUAUUAUUAUUGGGAGGAGGGAGCUCAUAGAAUUUGAAGAACCUAGCUCACCCAUAAGCCGGAGCCCCUGGUGGCACAGUGGGUUAAACCCCUGUGCCGGCAGGACUGAAGACCCACAGGUUUGAAUUUGGGGAGAGCGCGGAUGAGCUCCCUCUGUCAGCUCCAGUUCCUCAUGAGGGGACAUGAGAGAAGCCUCCCACAAGGAUGGUAAAAGAUCAAAACAUCCUGCCGUCCCCUGGGCAACGUCCUUGCAGACGGCCAAGUCUCACACCAGAAACGACUUGCAGUUUCUCAAGUCGCUCCUGGCACGACAAAAAUAAAACAAAACCCAUAAGCCCAUUGAAAGGGGUGCUGAGUAAACGUGGGAGGGCUCAAGGCCAAUUUUGGGGCGCUGGAAUCCUCCUUGGGCCACAUUGUGCCCAAAAUGCAAAAUAACACUGGCAGCUUAAGAAAGUCGGAACACUCCCACCAUGCUGUUUUUCCUCAGGUGAAAGGCCAUGACAGUAUGGGGCUCUGGGGAGGGGGGCAUUCUUCCCUCUUGUCCCUCUCUGUCUGUCCUUAAGUAAUUAAACCACAUUGUCAUUCUUUUGACAAGCUA